Messenger RNA from Cladocopium goreaui, 1845 nucleotides. The record is from the annotation of a GenBank genome assembly. NCBI's taxonomy places the organism in Eukaryota, Dinophyceae, Suessiales, Symbiodiniaceae.
AUGGCACCAUCUGAUCCAGAAAGCAGCCCAGCACAACGCCUCACACGACAAAAGGCCAAACAACUCGACAGGGAACUUCCCUGGCGUGAGAUUGUGGCGAUGCCAAAGGCCCACAUUCAGAAGUUCCUGGCCGCCAUUGAAAAAGAAGCAAGCCGCACAACAGAACACCUUAUGUAUGCCCUAGCAGUGGCUGGCCUUAAUGGUGAGCUUGGAAGGAAUUCACUGAGAUGGAAGUGUUGGCUUGGCGAUGCAGCGACUGCCUUCCUUCAAGGGCAGCAACGUGAUCCAGAGAGGUGUUGCACCAAGAAUGAGUCCGGCAGGUUUGUUUUGAAGAUCGCGGUAAACAAAUUUUUUGAGACUGUGGACCCCUAUGUUCCCCCAAAGGGUCGGAUGCAGAAACCACCGAUCUUGACAGCUGAAGAACAUAAAGAGUUCAGAAGCAUUGCUGGCUUCUUGCAAUGGCUUGGAUCUCAAGCUCGUCCCGACCUAUGCCCAGCAAUUUCAUUGAGCAACCAUGGCCAGAGCACCGCAAUCCAUGAUCUGAAGACCUUGGCAGAGACGCUGCAGUUCGCUAAGGGCUUGGUUGCUGAGCCGCUUGACGUCACACUGGAUGCGAAGUUGGGCUGGGCUACUGCGUCCGAGUUCAAGGAUUUCAGAGUGAUCGUUGUCCGUGUACUUCCCGAGGAUGCCUGUCAAGAUGAUCAGAUCCGGCAAAGUCAGCUGAAGUUCUAUGGCCCGGUUUCUCAUCUUUCGCCAUUUCCUCAGACCACCUUGAUCGCCUCUGGCAUUGACUUGAGAAGCAUCGGGACGAUCCUUUGCUCCAGCCUCAGAUAUGGCUCUGAGCGUGGUGCGGCCGGUGCCCUUAGCGCCAUUGAUCGUAGAGAGCUGCCGUCUCCGUCCAAACUUCCAUCCACCACUCCCUUGAGGAAGAAGAGAUGUCGCCAACCAGCGGCGCCGUCAGCGUCAGCCAGUCUCCAAAUUGGAGUGAAGACUGGCCGUUGCCUGGUUGUGGCAUCGAGAGUUGCUGGAGCGCAAGCUGGUGUCAAAGAUGGUGUCAAGGUGCGAUUUGUCCGCAAGAUGCUCAUUAUCAACUUGGCAAAGCUGAACGCAUGGACAAGCUGUGCAGCACAUCAUGCAGCGCUUAUGGUGAACCAGUUUGCCGCAACUACGGCAUAUGAAAUGCAGAUGCUGGCAAACAUGGCUUGCUUCGCAAAGAAUUCGCUGGCAAGACGCUCUGGUGCUUCACCUUGUUGUCAAUGGGCCCAUGGCAGAAACUCCAUUCUCUCCGAGCCAGAUGCCAUAGAGGCCAAGGAGGUCAUCGAGGACUGUGAGCGCCAUAGAGGCCAUGGAGAGGUCCUGUGGAAGCUGGCGCCAAAGUGGCAUACUCAAAUUGUGAUCACCGUUGACCCGACUCCCACUGGGUCGGUGUGGCUGCGAAAUCGCCGAGGGCGUGUGGUACAAGUGGCAAGGGAGUCAGCGGAGGAUUUGACGGCCAAGCAUGCCGCUGCACAUGACCAUCGUGUACCCGCACCUGCGGCUUUGGAAGAUCGGAUCGUCUUGGAUCCCGCUGGGCAACCUCAAGCAAUUGGUGAUCAGCCUCUGGCGAUUGUGCCUCUUCCACUACCACCUCUACCUGAAGCACCUGAAACUCUAACAGCUGAAGUUCCUGUGCCAGCAAUGCCAAGAACAAGACGCCAGAAGCAGCUUGCGGACAUGCCCGCAUCGCCUGCAACACCUGCCAAGCAGCCCAAUCAACAACAACCUGCAGACGAUACUACGGCCGUUGAUGUGCAGUCUGGCGCAGUGUUGAAUGGUGGUCGAGUUAAACCCGUGUUGAGCGGUUAG